Molecule: messenger RNA, 1137 nt
Organism: Leptinotarsa decemlineata (Colorado potato beetle)
Lineage: Eukaryota; Metazoa; Arthropoda; Insecta; Coleoptera; Chrysomelidae
Gene: Rab3
Product: RAS oncogene family member Rab3
Molecular function (GO): GTPase activity; GTP binding
Source: RefSeq, a predicted model, not a curated record
UUAUCAGUUUGUUUCAUGUUGGCAAUGUGAAAGUGUCGUUAUUUUCAACAAGUUUUGAUGCAUGUAGUAUGCCGCCACCGGGUGACCACGCGUGCGAACUAAAAAAACGUCGAUCUCACAGGCUCAUUUCUUGGGUUGAAAUUCCUUUAGGCUAUUUUUCUGACCAUAUGGCCGGAACAGACCCAAAAUGGCAGAAGGACGCUGCCGAUCAGAAUUUCGACUACAUGUUCAAAUUACUAAUAAUAGGAAACAGUUCGGUGGGGAAAACUUCGUUUUUAUUUCGAUACGCUGAUGACAGUUUCACUUCAGCCUUCGUUAGCACAGUGGGGAUAGACUUCAAAGUGAAAACAGUUUUCAGGCAUGACAAACGAGUCAAGCUGCAAAUAUGGGACACAGCAGGCCAGGAGAGAUACAGAACGAUUACAACCGCAUAUUAUCGAGGAGCAAUGGGAUUCAUAUUAAUGUAUGAUAUAACGAAUGAAGAAUCUUUCAAUAGUGUUCAGGACUGGGUUACUCAGAUCAAAACAUAUUCAUGGGACAACGCUCAGGUUAUUUUGGUAGGCAACAAAUGUGACAUGGAGGAUGAGAGAGUGAUCAGCUACGAGAGGGGUAGACAGUUGGCUGAGGUUCUCGGCGUAGAGUUUUUUGAAACUAGUGCGAAAGAAAAUAUAAAUGUAAAGGCUGUAUUCGAACGUUUAGUCGAUAUCAUUUGCGACAAGAUGUCGGACAGUUUAGACACUGACCCUACCCUGAUGAGUGGAGGAGCCAAGGGUCAACGUUUGACGGAUACCCCACAAGGGCCUCAGGCUGCCAAUUGUAACUGUUAAUACUUUUCAAUUCUCGUGUCCUCCUCUGAGGUUGGACAACCAUUUCACUGUUGAAACUUUGACCAGGAUGUAGGAAUAUCUCAAAUUUCAUUUUUACUCUCAUCGAGACUGACAAUACGCAUGCGCAUUUUUCUGAUUUUAUUUCAUUACGCAUGCGUCUGUAUGAGUAUCUAUAUUCAUACGUACGUAGCAGGUAGGCCUCUCUGAAGAAGAUAUUGGUAUAACUGCUUCUAGAAAAAUACAUAAUUGUCCACAAUUCUUCUAAAUGUGAGAAUAUGUCAUGCUUCACAAUUUUCCUUCUUUCAAGAGG